AUGACAGGAUCCAAAACCAAGCGACAUCGCGAUCAAGAAAGUUAUUGCGGAACAGACAAAACCAAUGAACUACCAGAUGAUUUAGUUUUCUCAAUCUUGUCUAAAAUUCAGGACACCAAAACCCUAAUACGCUGCUAUUCUGUCUCCAAACACAUGGCUUCCCUUGUCUCCAAGAUCGACACCAUCUUACUUAAACUUCCUCAUAGGAAUCAUCAUUCUCCCUCAUGCCUACGACAAGACCAAGUCCCAGAAGGGGCAAUCCCUGGCCUCAUGAAGGUGUUUAAAAAUCUGAAGUCUCUGAAAGUCAAGCUCUGUCCAUGUUAUUCUCCAACUAAUUCCCCAGCCGCUACCGUUAGGGCAGAAGUUGUGUUUGGCAAUGAUGAUGAUGGUGAUAUACAGUAUAACUGGUGUUUGGCAUACGAGUUUGGGUCAUUAUCAAGGACAACUACUGAUGGCGAUGCUUCAUUGUCUUUUGAAAUAAACCAGCUCCAAGCUAUCAGGGGUGUGGUGAAUGAUAUGAAGGAAUGGGCAUCUUCUACCUCUUUUAAAGAAAUACUUCGGUGUCGACCAAAAACACUGAGUACCUGGGUGAUUUCCCUUGCUAAAACACAAGGGUCUAGAUUAGUAAGGAAGGUGUUUAUGCAAAAAGAACAGCUCUACAAGUUUCUUAUUUCGAUUUUGAACUCAGGGGUGAACGAGAGCUGGCUUAAUAACCCUCAGAAUGUGAUUUAUUUGCUUAACCUGCAGGAUGAGAAUUGGCUUGAAAAGAAGGUGUGGCUCGUUGGGCAAUCUGAAGAGUCAAAAAUUGAAAUAGAGAGACAUUUGGAGAAGUUCUCAUUAAUUGUCGGAACAACAGAAAGCUUAAAGCUUCUAGGCCGCAUAAGAGCUUUUGAUCGUCACUGCAACAUGGUUCUUGAAAAUGUCAGGGAGAUGUGGACUGAGAAGGCGCUUCCUGUUAACAAGGAUAGAUUUAUUAGUAAGCUGUUUCUCCGAGGAGAUUCUAUAAUUAUUGUCCUCAGAAAUCCUAAAAUAGUUGUUAUAUUUACUAAUAUUCAGGUCUGUAAAACAGAUCUGCAAAUCAAGCCUUCAUUUGGAGAAGAAAGCCGAGUGCCAAUUGUUGUGCGCCUCCUAGAUGAAUUUGCAAAGAAAAGGGCAACCAAAGAUCUCGGAUACUUUCUUGCUGUCUCGACUUUGGAGAACAUAGGGGAGGGAAAAGUCAAGCAGCAGACAAGGGAUCGACAUCACCUUCAAGAUUUUCAGGGGGAGAUCUUAGAGGGGGUUGUUCACAAGGUCCUUAAGCAUGGGGUUCUCUUGAAAAGUGGGCCAAUGGAGAACAUCUAUCUUUCUUGUAUGAAAAUGACUGGUUAUCGCUAUGUGCCUACGUCUAAGAUCGAAAAAGAUGUGGUGGUUCGUUUUGUUGUGCUCGGAACAAAGUGGCUAGAGGUAGAAAGGGAAUUCCAGGCUUUGGUCAGUUUAGAGGGCGAUUAUCUUGGAUCGGUUUCUUAA
This is a messenger RNA of Dovyalis caffra, 1506 nucleotides long. Lineage: Eukaryota; Viridiplantae; Streptophyta; Magnoliopsida; Malpighiales; Salicaceae. The record is from the annotation of a GenBank genome assembly.